AUGAUAAAUUAUGAUAAAUGUUAUUGUGAAGUGUUUGGGGAUGUUUUGAAGACUCAAUGGCGACAUUACGUAACGUUGGAGAAAAGAUUUUGUAACAUCGGUCAAGUCAGCGUCAACAGGUGGCGGUCGGGUGCUUCCUCGCCUCAACCACUACCAAGCGCACGAAAUCCGCCACUUUUCCUCAUCGACACUUCUUGUCGCAGAAGUGGGAUAAGACGUCGUCUUCGGCAGUUCGAGUGGGGCGCCCUCCGACGACGUCGCCAGAGUCUCUGUUCGACCGAACGCUCAAGUGAAAUUUACAAAUGAAACAGUUG
Ctenocephalides felis (cat flea) is the source of this 314-nucleotide messenger RNA. RefSeq lists its product as uncharacterized. The transcript is spliced from 2 exons. The coding region runs from base 1 to 306 and encodes 101 amino acids. The record is from RefSeq and is a predicted model, not a curated record. NCBI's taxonomy places the organism in Eukaryota, Metazoa, Arthropoda, Insecta, Siphonaptera, Pulicidae.